AUGGUGCCACAUCAGCGGACAGACUCACGGUGGAGGCUCAUUUUGCUACUUCUGUCGUCGUGGAACUGUUGUGGCGCUCUUCCCUUUCAAGCCGAGGGACAGCCCGUCGUUCACUGCAAUCAGCCACCGUUGGAAGUGCAUCCCAAAGACUGCUGCCAGCUGCCUUCACUGAUCGAUGAGGAGCUGCUGCGCAACUGCAAGACACUGUACGGUGGGGAACCGCUGCAGCGGAAGCUAAUAUACGAGCGUGGCAAGUGCUUUGUAGAGUGCGCUCUUAAUGCAACGGGUACGCUAGUGGGCGGUGUGCUCGAUCAGGCCAAAAUACUGCACGUGAUCGUGACGGCCACGCAGAACGAUCCGGCCGUCAUGCAGCUGUUCCAGAGCAGUACGUUGCAGUGCUUUCAAACCGUGGGUGCUGGUGGUGGUGGUGCAAGCAACCCUGCCGGCUGCAAUAGCUUGGGCGUUGAUUUUGUCGGUUGCGUUAACAUCAAAAACUUUGUGAACUGUCCGCCGCACAUUUGGAGCAACAGUGCGCAGUGCAACGCCUUGAGGCAGUACAUUCUGGAGUGUCCCCAGCCGUUCUAG
Messenger RNA from Anopheles arabiensis, 585 nucleotides. RefSeq lists its product as uncharacterized. The transcript is spliced from 4 exons. Lineage: Eukaryota; Metazoa; Arthropoda; Insecta; Diptera; Culicidae. The record is from RefSeq and is a predicted model, not a curated record. Bases 1 to 585 code for a protein of 194 amino acids.